Molecule: messenger RNA, 1844 nt
Organism: Maniola jurtina (meadow brown)
Lineage: Eukaryota; Metazoa; Arthropoda; Insecta; Lepidoptera; Nymphalidae
Exons: 2
Coding region: 298-1749 (483 amino acids)
Source: RefSeq, a predicted model, not a curated record
UUGUCAAACAGCUGUCAAACGAAACGAAACGAUUUUUAUAUUUUCACUUUGUUUCAUUUGUUGUAAAAAACACAAAAAAAGAGAAAAUGUAUUCACUAUUCGCUCAAUAGUCAGUUUUAGUUUAAAAAUUGAAGUCAAUAUUUGAUAAAUUCUUACAAUCUACUUCAUAAAAACUUACUUGUUUGUAGCUCGUUUUUAAUAUUUUUCCCAUUUAUUAUCACUUAAAUUAAUAAAAUACCUAAUUACCUAUUUUCUUAAUUACCUAGCUGUUUUAGCUUUUACUUUGAAUAAUCAAUAAUGUCGCCUCGUAAACAGCCUAUUAGUUUGUAUCAAUUAUGUAUAAAAAAUUCCCUUAGCUUGAUAAAUGAAAGUUGUUAUGCGAUCGAAAAAAUGUAUCCAGAGGUUGAAUUUAAAGAGUGUAAGAAGCAAAAAAUAUAUGACUUGAAAUGUUUCUUGAUGGCUACAUUACCAGCCAGGAUAUUUGAUGCACUCUGUUUAGAAAGAAUAUAUUGCAGAUACCGUGGUGACCCUCGUAUUCAACUCCAUGUCCUGAUACAUCCCAAGAUGACUAUCUUUCGCAAAGUUUAUGUUGAUAAUUGCAUAUCACAACACUUCUGGAUCAAAACAGUCCCUUGGUUUAGUAGUUUAGUUGUCCUCGACUUGAAAUUUAUUUGUACUGAUGAAAUCCUUCAAAUAAUUGCCAGUCAGUGUCUUCUGCUUGAAGAGCUCAAUAUUGUUUCUAGGGUGGAUGUUUGUAAGUCAGCAAUAAAUGCUUCUGUAUUAAUCAGGAAUGUUUCUGAUGUUGGUUUAUGCUGUUUAAGAAAUCUUAAGCAGUUGCGCAUACUGUCCAUGGAUCCACCGAGAAAUGAAAAAGCUAAUCGAGUUGGUAGAUGUGUCACACAAUCUGGUAUCAUUAUGUUACUACGAGAGCUUCCUUAUCUUGAAGAACUAAAUAUUGAGUCUUGCGACAUCGGUUCCACAUUGAUAGGUGCAGAAGUAGGUAUCGGCCCUCUGAGCCUCAGGAAAGCCAAUUGCCAUUUUGCUUCAGCAGAAGGUAUUCGGAAGUUGAUUAAAAUUUGCCCCCGUUUGAAGGAACUAUCUGUCACACAUUUGUCGACUAAUGAUAAAGAGUCAAUCAUAGAAGAAAUCACAGCUAGCGAUCUUAGGUUAAGUGUGUUAAACAUGUCAUUUUUCUCGUAUACUGAAUCAUUGCAAAGACUUUUACAAGUUCAAGGUAAAUAUUUGACUCAUUUUUCGCUUUGGGAUAUAGACCAAUCUGUUAACAUUGAUGCUGUUGUGCACAUAGGCCUUUGCUGCCCUAACCUCGUCAGUCUCUGUCUCAUGACACAGUCUAAUAAUUUGUAUAUUCCACGUUUCUUCAGGAGACCAGAUAGCAUUUUCUCUGAAUUACAGAGUUUAACAUUAGGCAAUGAAAAUUUUAAACUAGAAGACAUUGUGUUAUUUUUCCUGGAAUCUACAAAAAAAUUGUCAAAACUUGUUUUAAAAUACCAGACCAAAUUGGUUGUGGAUGAAUUAUUACUACACGUAUUAAAGAAGGGUUAUUUGAGUAACAUCAGCAACUUAUGGUUGGAUAUCACUCUAGAGGUUUCCAAGGAUGUGGUAACAGAAAUUAUACAUUCGUGCGAUAAGCUAACGAAUUUAACGGUAGACCUAGUGGCUAAUGACGUAAUACAAAUUCUACAGUAUAUCCAUCAGAACAAUCUUGAUUUAAGAUUUGGUGGUUAUUAAGUUACUUCCUGAUUAUGUAACUCUUGUACUACCUAAUUUUAAUAACAGUGAUAUUAUUAUUAUUUUUAAUAAAGUAAUACUUAAUAUAUAAUUAA